CCCUGCUUCGAUCAGUUCCUCUUCUUCCUCCGCCGCCUGCAACGCGGGGAUACCCUAGCACUGGUGGCUGCCCAUUCCGCGAUCCCGCCGCUGGCAGCCCCAGCCCUUUGGCCCCACUUCCCGCUUCGCUCGUGGUUCUAUCUGAAGUGAGCCGCAGCCAUGGCCGCAGGUGGUGCGCCGACUAACUUUCAGAAGGAGCAGAUGUUUGGAAUGGCAGAGAAAGAGAUGGAGUACAGGGUUGAUAUUUUCAAUCGGCUUACGCAGACAUGUUUCGACAAGUGCAUUGCGAACAGGCACAAAGAAGUUGAGCUGAAUAUGGGUGAGAAUAGCUGCAUUGAUCGAUGUGUUUCCAAGUAUUGGCAGGUGACUAGUCUAGUUGGACAGCUUCUUGGAACUCUCCCUAAACCGUGAAGUGAGAUGUAAUUUCAUUUUGCGGUGCAAGUCUUCGAUUUUGGUUCCUAGGUUUGACAGAUUACUAAGCAAACCAGUACUAGAGAAGUUUGGAAAAAAACCAACAUGUGAGGUUUCUGGUACCAAAUUCUGCAUGUACCGUGCGUGUUGAGCUUGAAAGCAACAUGGCAUUUACUCUUAUCCGGGCAAACUUGUAGCCUUACUGAGGGGAUAAGCUAUGUUUCUAGCAUUUUACAUAACUGGUCUUCCCCUGUUCCUAGUUGCAUACCUAUUGUGUCAUUGGUUGUAGAUGUUGGUCAUUUUGUAUCGUUGGCAUAUUAUGUGUGUCGCCAUGCUGUCUAGUUGUCUGAGUUUGAUGUUGGAUUGAACAACGAGCACCAGAAUUUGCA
Messenger RNA from Panicum hallii, 800 nucleotides. Its product is annotated as mitochondrial import inner membrane translocase subunit TIM10-like. Gene Ontology annotation, biological process: protein insertion into mitochondrial inner membrane. The record is from RefSeq and is a predicted model, not a curated record. Gene Ontology annotation, cellular component: mitochondrial inner membrane. The coding region runs from base 160 to 411 and encodes 83 amino acids. Lineage: Eukaryota; Viridiplantae; Streptophyta; Magnoliopsida; Poales; Poaceae. The transcript is spliced from 6 exons.